UAAAAAUUAAUAAGAUAAAGAACACGUGUAAAUUUUAAAGAUAAAUUUUUUUUUGUUUAUAUAAAAUAAAUAAUUUAAUAUUUGUUUACACUGAACACCCUCUAAAAUGAAACGUCACGGUUGAACGAAAAUCCAUCCAAAUUGAAAGAUUUCUGCCACAGUAUUUACUUGAUAAUUUUGUUUUAUUAUUAUAUUAUAAUUUCAUUUUACGUUUAUAUAUACGUAUAAAAUAAUAUAAUAAACAAUAACUUUAUUACAAUAUAAGUUCAACAAAUUGCAGUCCACUAGUUUCAAUCGCUUUGAUAAAACAGAAAUGGCUCGUUAUUUCAAGGAACAGGAUAUCGAUGAAUUCCGUGAAUGCUUCUAUCUAUUUGCGCGGUCGGGACAGAUUACUUCCCUCGAUGAGUUGACCGUAAUUAUGCGUUCGCUGGGUCUAUCUCCUACAAUCCAAGAACUAAUUGCAUAUUUAAAAAAGAAAGGAGGAAAAAUGAGCUUUGCUGACUUUUUAGAAAUUAUGCAUCAACAUUCCAAAGUCGAAAAAAUCCCUGACGAAGUUAUUGCAGCGUUCAAAGCAGCCGAUCCUCAAAAUACAGGCACUAUAUCUGCAAGACAACUACGAAAUCUCUUGCAGAAUUGGGGAGAGGGUUUGUCUAUGCGUGAGGUUGACAACAUCUUCCGUGAAGCAAAUGUUAACAACAAUAGUAUGGUCAGAUACGCAGAUUUUAUAAAAAUCGCUUGUGCUCCAGUCCCAGACUACUAUUAAUCAUUCCUUCUUAUAUGCUAAAUAUAGCUGCUCAUCACACAUUUGCAUUCCUUAACUUCAAAUAUCCAAUUAUCAUUCAAGUUUAAAACAAAUAAAAUUCAAUUCUUUUAAACAAUAGAAAA
This is a messenger RNA of Zeugodacus cucurbitae (melon fly), 885 nucleotides long. Its product is annotated as calmodulin-like protein 4. Gene Ontology annotation, cellular component: cytoplasm; myosin II complex. NCBI's taxonomy places the organism in Eukaryota, Metazoa, Arthropoda, Insecta, Diptera, Tephritidae. Gene Ontology annotation, molecular function: myosin heavy chain binding; calcium ion binding. The coding region runs from base 314 to 763 and encodes 149 amino acids. The record is from RefSeq and is a predicted model, not a curated record. The transcript has 4 exons.